CUGGGGUUUGGGGAACUAAACACCAGUGGCCGCAGGUUUAGCAAUGAGUUCGAAAUCCGCUUGGCCGAUGACCCGCUGGGUUGGAAGGGACAGUCGCCUCUUUUCGUCACAUUCAGGGCGCCAACAUGGAUGCUGCUGUUGGAGCCAUCAACUGCCGUCAUAUCUUUCGGUGUUCA
Molecule: messenger RNA, 176 nt
Organism: Anthostomella pinea
Lineage: Eukaryota; Fungi; Ascomycota; Sordariomycetes; Xylariales; Xylariaceae
Source: the annotation of a GenBank genome assembly